AUGAGGACUAUUGACUGUGGACAGAUGCUUUCCCCUUUCAACCCUCAGAAAAAGAAUGGAAAUAACUGUAUUCUUGGACGUUCUCAGUCUGAUUCAUGCCUUCUUUUAGCCAACUAUUCAUGUAUUCACCAGAAGAAUUACACCUACUACCUCCGGUGUAGGAAGAAAAAAAAAUGUCAAAUGAGCAAUAAUGUUAGCAGAAGCUUGAAACUUAAGAGCGGCUGCCGGUGCAACGCGUUUGGGCCAAAUGCCAACUGUCUGGGUCACACGCGUUUUAUCCAAAUAGAUUUAGCGCUGCUGUCUGGAAAUGGGCUGCUGAAUGUUAACUUUAGGAUCAACUCAACCAGGGCAGCUCAGACUGUUACCCUCUGUCUGGGUGAACCAUGUCCUUUGGGGGCCCGAGAUUUUCGAGAGAAACAGUGUGCAGACUUUGACAAUAUGCCUUUCCGUGGAAAGUAUUAUAACUGGAAACCCUAUACUGGAGGUGGGGUAAAACCUUGCGCAUUAAACUGCCUGGCUGAAGGUUACAACUUCUACACUGAACGUGCCCCUGCGGUGAUUGAUGGGACUCAGUGCAAUGCGGACUCACUGGAUAUCUGUAUCAAUGGGGAAUGCAAGCAUGUAGGUUGUGAUAAUAUUUUGGGAUCCGAUGCUAGGGAAGAUAGAUGUCGAGUCUGUGGAGGGGAUGGAAGCACAUGUGAUGCCAUUGAAGGGUUCUUCAAUGAUUCGUUGCCCAGAGGAGGCUAUAUGGAGGUAGUGCAGAUACCAAGAGGCUCUGUUCAUAUUGAAGUCAGAGAAGUUGCCAUGUCAAAGAACUAUAUUGCUUUGAAAUCUGAAGGAGAUGAUUACUAUAUUAAUGGCGCCUGGACUAUUGACUGGCCUAGGAAGUUUGAUGUUGCUGGGACAGCUUUUCACUACAAGAGACCAACUGAUGAACCAGAAUCCUUGGAAGCUCUAGGUCCCACCUCGGAAAAUCUCAUUGUCAUGGUUCUGCUUCAGGAACAAAAUUUGGGAAUUAGGUAUAAGUUCAAUGUUCCCAUCACUCGUACUGGCAGUGGAGACAAUGAAGUUGGCUUUACAUGGAAUCAUCAGCCUUGGUCAGAAUGCUCAGCUACUUGUGCUGGAGGUGUCCAAAGACAGGAGGCAGUCUGUAAAAGAUUGGACGACAACUCUAUUGUCCAGAACAAUUACUGUGACCCUGACAGUAAGCCACCUGAAAAUCAAAGAGCCUGCAACACUGAGCCCUGCCCACCUGAGUGGUUCAUUGGGGAUUGGUUGGAGUGUAGCAAGACUUGUGACGGUGGAAUGCGCACAAGGGCAGUGCUCUGCAUCAGGAAGAUUGGACCUUCAGAGGAGGAGACACUGGACUACAGCGGCUGUUUAACACACCGGCCUAUUGAAAUAGAGUCCUGCAACAACCAGUCAUGUCCACCUCAGUGGGUGGCUUUGGACUGGUCAGAAUGCACUCCCAAAUGUGGUCCGGGAUUCAAGCAUCGGAUUGUUCUGUGCAAGAGCAGUGACCUCUCUAAAACAUUCCCAGCUGCACAGUGUCCAGAAGAGAACAAACCCCCUGUCCGUAUCCGCUGCAGUUUGGGUCGCUGCCCUCCUCCUCGCUGGGUGACUGGAGACUGGGGCCAGUGUUCUGCUCAGUGUGGCCUUGGACAGCAGAUGAGGACUGUGCAGUGUCUUUCCUACACUGGACAGGCGUCUAGUGACUGUCCAGAAACUGUUCGGCCUCCAUCGAUGCAGCAGUGUGAAAGCAAAUGUGACAGUACCCCCAUUUCCAAUACUGAAGAGUGCAAAGAUGUGAACAAAGUGGCGUAUUGCCCGCUGGUGCUCAAGUUCAAGUUCUGUAGUCGAGCAUACUUCAGACAGAUGUGUUGUAAGACCUGCCAAGGACACUGACCCGUGGAGAGCCAGAGAGGGAGCCUUGUCAUUUCAUCGUGGAAAUGCGUCCAUCAAAGAGAGCCACCCAGAGGAAGAGGAUUGAUGUCCUUGCAAAUGCAUUACCCUGUGGAAAACGUAACCACUGGUCAGCCCUAGCUGACAGGAUUUCAAUAUUAUUUUAACUUCUGUGAAGUGGGAUUUAUUGAUCCAAAGUGCUGGACACGGUAUUAGGAGGGAAUGCCAGAUCGGAGAGAUCCAAACAACACAGGGAGACUUGCUUACUGUGGAGCGUUUGUGUUCUUUCGAGUAAAUCCAAUAGCCUGUUUACCUCCUUGGACCAUUAAGAUAAUUUUUAUUAUGGACUUAGCAAUGACACUGAAUCCAUUUGUAUUUAAAACCGUUUAAAAUGUAGCUGUUAUGAUUUGGUCAACUAUGGAAGUAAAGAAGAUUCAGAAAUCUUAAGUCAUAGCUUAAAAAUAUUUACUAUACUUUAUCUCAAUACAACAGCACCACAAUUUAAAUUCUAAAAUGGGCUUUUAACUGUAAUUUAAGGAGCAAUUAUAAAUCAAAAGUAAUGAAAGUUUGUAUUAUUUUUCUUCAUUCCACUUAAUUUCCUUAGGACUAAUCCCCCUGUUCUGAACACUGCUGUGAGCCAUAUAUAAACUAUAUUAAACCGAACAACAAGGAAGGACUCAGUUUAAGGCAGCGCAUCAGUUACUGCGGCCGUGCAAGUCUAUAAAUUCUGUGCUAAGAGACUGGGGCCAACUUGCCAUUGUGCAAGUGAAGCUGAGAUUUCCAUUAAAACUUUAAGAGAAAAACAUUUCAGUUUCAUGCAGAAGCCAGACCUGGGGUAUGGUAGAGACUGAAGAACCGGGCCCUUUGCUGCCAUCACACAGGAUGCCUGAGUCCUUAUGUGAGUCACCCCAGCUCAGUUGUGUUUACAACCUCACCGGCCACAGGACAGCUUCUGCCCCGUUGGAUUUUUGCAUGCAUGUUGAGCUUACUGAAAUGAUGCCGUGCAAAAGAUAGACUGGCUCGGCAACAACCAGGCAGACCCUUUCGCUGACAAUUGUGAUGGGUUCCAGAUGUCCCUUCUUUGAUAUGGCAGAAGGGCAUUUAUUUAUAUGAGAGCAAGUGUGUGUGUGUGAGCGGGCGCUUUUGAGUGUGUGGGUAGAUGAGUGUGCUUGCACAUAAAUGUGCUAUUUCUGUGAGUUUUUAAAGUAGGCAAGGGAUAACAACCAAAGAAGAAAAACACAUGAAGCCUAGAGAUCAUAAAGCAUAAUUUUAAUAGUCACUCAACCAACAAUUUUGUAUUUUUUAUGGAUACUCUGAAUGGCAAUUAAAUGUGAAACCAAGUUUCUUGGGCAAGUCAAAUUCUAGAAUCAAAUCCAGAAUCCUAAAUUAAAUUGACUAGCUCAUAGUUUCCCUAUCCACAAGUUUCAUGUCAUGCUCAUCAAAAGAUUCAACAGCAAGAUUAAAAGAAAGCAAAAAAGAAGAGGGUACUUAUAUAUAUUUUGUACUUGAACACUUGUAGCUUGCAGCAGGUUCUUGAUGAAUGUGCUUUGCGUCCUACACAAUGUGUACAUCAUGCUACACGAACACCUCAAACUCCAACCAAAUGGCUACUUUGUAAAGAUGCUACUUGCAGUUAAAGAGUAUGUUCGACUUCAAUCCAUCACUGUGCUCUCAUACUACAUGUCUGGUGUUUCACCUACACCAUGACCUAAUGUAGAUGAUUAGGUUUUUUCAGAAAGGAAAAGAGACUCACAGACUUCAAAAACCAACCUAACCUUCAGGUUUGCUAUGGACAGUCAGCACGGGCUGUUGUUCUGCACACUCAGUCAUGGUCAUCAAUAUUUUCUCACCUGCUUUCUGUCUCAACACCACAGCUCAUGUCCCUGAGCUUUCCAGAGAAAGCUACCGACGAUACCCAAAAAUUGCCAGGGCCGCUCUCUCUACUGCUCUUAGAAGACCAGCCAGAGUGCUAUCUAUUCAGUGAGGGGGGAGGUGGCCCAUGAGCAGCGUGCCCCCAGCGCUGAAUUCACUUGGUCCCUCGUAAAGAGUGGUUAAAUUGGUGCUAAUGUGCCCUGGUGGAAUAAAGAAAGGAUGGGUGGUUUCUGUGGCAUUCUAGGCAUAGGUUUGCCAUCAGGACCUGUCUUUCCCCAAAUAUAAAUAUCAGCUCAUGGUUUUAUUCCAAAAAGAUUUCUUAAUUGACUAACUUGAGUCUAUUCUUAACCUCACCUGGAAACUAACAUCAUGAGGACUGUUGCCUUGGGCCACCUUGACUGGCCCUAGAUGAAGGGGCAGCUAGUAUUCCCUCAGGAGUGUGCACCAGUCCCGAGGCCAGGAGUAGAGAGCUUCCAGGAGCAGCAUCGCAGCAUCGGAUUACUCUGCUAGAAGGAACCAAGCACAGAAGAUUUCCCCUGAGUGGGGGAACAAAUCAUAUUCUACAACACAUCACAUUACCGCUGCUACUCUGUAGUCAACCACGUGGCUACAUGAUGCUCUCUUCCUAAAUAAUAGCAAUAGGAUUGUCAGUGGAGGCUAAGCCACCAUGGCAGGCCCUCCGAAAGUAGCGUGCUAUACGGACUACUUAGAGAGACCCAAGGAAACUGGUGCCCUAUGGCUGAGAACCGUAUCUGCCAUCAGCACAAUAUCCUGCCAAAAAGGAAAGGUAAAAUCUACCCAACUGAUUAAAGCCCUUGAGAUACAUAUAAUUCCCCAAACCGUCCAUUUCAUUAGGAAUUUUAUUGGAGUGAAUGUCACAUAGGUAUCCUUAAUAAUACAGAAUGAAAUUACCUUUGUAUUAUUGUGAUUAGUUGUUGCUUAUUAUUUUAUACUCAGUAUUAAUGUGGUACACUGUUACUUUUUUUUUGCUUUUGUAAAUUAUAUUCUAAUUUAUUGCCAUGUUUCCUAACACUUGUCCUACAUUCAUUCUCCUGCUUGUAACGAAAAUGAAAAAGUCAUUGUAACACUUGAUGGAGUGAAAUUCCACACCAGGCACAGAUUUUUUUUUAACAUAGAUAAUUUAGUGAAAAUAAAAAUUCAGCUUGUAAGAAUGA
Messenger RNA from Panthera uncia (snow leopard), 4949 nucleotides. It is a transcript of the gene ADAMTS6, whose product is annotated as ADAM metallopeptidase with thrombospondin type 1 motif 6. The record is from RefSeq and is a predicted model, not a curated record. Gene Ontology annotation, cellular component: extracellular matrix. Bases 1 to 1905 code for a protein of 634 amino acids. Gene Ontology annotation, molecular function: metalloendopeptidase activity. NCBI's taxonomy places the organism in Eukaryota, Metazoa, Chordata, Mammalia, Carnivora, Felidae. The transcript is spliced from 13 exons. Gene Ontology annotation, biological process: extracellular matrix organization.